AUGGCGUCAAGACAACAAGCUUCGUUGCUGAGGAAUCAGGAUGACGAGGAACGAGACUAUGACAUGGCACUUCGUAAUUUCCAGAGCGGUGCCUAUCGCGACUGGCCCAAUGAAGCAGGUUUUGAGGGCCUUGGUGAAGAACGAGGUCCCGUUGAGGUUCCAGUUUCAGGAUACAUUCCCCUGUGGGCAAUUGGCAGUCUCUAUCGCACAGGGCCGGGCAUCUACACCAUCGAUGACACUCCCAAAGGAACAUACCGCACCGAGCACUGGUUUGAUGGCCUGGCGCAUACUCACCGCUUCGACAUUACCCCCGACCCCGAUAAUGAAAGCAAAGUCAAAGUAUUUUAUUCGUCUCGUCGGCAAUCGGACCAUCUCGUCGAACACAUUAGGAAAACUGGAAGCAUGAAGUACCUCAGCUUUGGUCAGAAGCGCGACCCUUGUCUCGGAUUGUUCUCAAAGGUUAUGGGGAUGUGGCAAGCUGCGAUGAUCCCUCACGGGGAGAAAUGGAUGGAGAAUGUCAGUGUGGCUAUUUUGCCGAACCCACCUGGACUGGAAUCGGAAUCAGGCAAUUUGUUGGGCAACAAGACUACGGUCGGGAGGGCACCCCAGUCAGGGGGCCACCGAGUCCCUCUCCCCCAAAGUGUGUGGGCAACAACUGACAAUAAUCUAAUGAAGCAAAUGGACCCUGAAACCCUAGAGCCCAUCGGCUUUGCAACACAGUCGGCGUUUCACCCCUCACUCAAGGGGCCUCUUUCAUGCGCCCAUCCACAAAGAGAUCCCGUGAACGGCGACAUCUACAACUUUAAUCAAGACUUUGGAAGAGAGACUGUCUAUCGAGUCUUUUGCGUCAGCGCAUCGACGGGCCAGACCGAAAUCAUUGCCGAGCUGAGGGGAGAAGGUGUGCACGCAGCCUAUAUUCACAGUUUCUUUCUGACGCAGCACUUUGUUGUCCUUUGCAUUCCAGCGUCGCAUAUCGGAUGGGGAGGAGUCAAGAUCCCUUGGGCCGGGAAUAUCGUCGACGCCAUGGAGCCUUUUGAUGAGUCCAAGAAGAUGAAGUGGUUUGUAGUUGACCGCACCAACACAAAAAGAGGGAUUGUGGGACGGUUUGAGUCCGACGCGGGCUUUUUCUUCCAUUCGGUGAAUGCAUUCGAAGAGGAUGAUGGCAGACGGAUCGUUUGUGACAUGAUGCGGUAUCGGAACCUCGACGUCAUUCAGAAGAUGUACUGCGACGUUAUAUUGCAGAGGGAUGGAGCUACCGAGCGGUUUUGGGAACUUGAGGAGAGGGCGAAGGGAUCAAUGCUUAGCCUCACAAGGUUUUCCCUAUAUCUGGAACAGAGCAAUCCGACGGGAUUUGUGCCGGUUGAGAAAAUAUUUGCAAUACCUGCUCCGCACGCGGGAGAAUUGCCAACAAUCAAUCCGCUCUUUGCGACACGCAAGCACCGAUAUAUCUACAGCUUGCCUUAUCAGGGCAGGAGCACCAUGAUGGAUGGAAUUGUCAAGACAGACACACAAACUAGGGAGGUUCUGUUUUGGGAUAUUCCAAAGGGACACAGUCCUGGCGAAGCUAUCUUUGUACCGAGACUACCAACAGGUUCCAACACCGAGCAAGAAGAGGAUGACGGAGUGCUUUUAAGCAUUAUUCUUGAUGGGUUUGACAAAACAAGCUACCUUUUGUGUUUGGAUGCAAAGACAAUGAAGGAGCUAGGACGUGCCGAGCUUGCAUUUGCGAUUGGGCUGGGAUUUCACGGUGUGCAUGUUACUGCAAGUAGUAAAGAGAUAGAGAGGGUGACUGGAUCUUUUACGCGAACAUAG
Molecule: messenger RNA, 1812 nt
Organism: Podospora anserina S mat+
Lineage: Eukaryota; Fungi; Ascomycota; Sordariomycetes; Sordariales; Podosporaceae
Exons: 2
Coding region: 1-1812 (603 amino acids)
Biological process (GO): carotene catabolic process
Molecular function (GO): carotenoid dioxygenase activity
Source: RefSeq, a predicted model, not a curated record